UAACAUUCAAAAGAUUUCUCUCGGUGAAUGAAAAUAUUAUUGGCAAAAAAGAGAAUUUUAAGAAAGUGUGUGAACUGAUCUAUACCAGUGUGUAUGACCUGUUCAUGAUUCAAAAUUUAAAAAGUUGAAACAAAUUGAAAAAUAUCUUCCAUAAAUAAAUAUUCAAUUGAUCAUGUUAUAUCGAGCAUCUUUACUAACCAAGCCAAAUCUAGGUGUUUGGCGUUGGUCAUUGAAUAGCAAAAAUUCUGCACGAUGCUUUGCAUCGGCCGUACCGAUGAGUCGUUUCGAUAAUGAACAAAUACCUUAUUCGAAAUUGAAUGAAAAUUUAAAAAUUGUUCGUGAUCGAUUACAACGGCCAUUGACAUUAUCGGAAAAAAUCCUAUAUUCCCAUUUGGAUAAUGCACGUGAACAAGAUAUUGAACGUGGUACCAGUUAUUUACGUCUGCGACCAGAUCGUGUUGGCAUGCAAGAUGCAACCGCACAAAUGGCAAUGUUACAAUUUAUAUCCAGUGGUUUAGCCAGGGUUGCUGUUCCCAGUACAAUUCAUUGUGAUCAUUUAAUUGAAGCACAAAAAGGUGGUGUCGAAGAUCUAAAACGCGCCCUCAAUAUCAAUGCCGAAGUAUAUACAUUUCUUAGUUCGGCUUCGGCUAAGUAUGGUGUUGGUUUUUGGAAACCAGGUAGCGGCAUCAUUCAUCAGAUUAUUCUGGAAAAUUAUGCUUUUCCCGGUGUACUGUUGAUCGGUACCGAUAGUCAUACGGUCAAUGGUGGUGGUCUUGGUGGACUUUGUAUUGGUGUUGGUGGUGCCGAUGCUGUCGAUGUAAUGGCCGAUAUACCAUGGGAAUUGAAAUGUCCCAAUGUUAUUGGCAUCAAAUUGACGGGAAAAUUAAGUGGAUGGACCUCUUCGAAGGAUGUUAUAUUGAAAGUAGCCGAUAUUCUUACAGUAAAAGGCGGUACAGGUGCUAUUGUGGAAUAUUUUGGCGAAGGUGUUGAUUCAAUCAGUUGUACUGGCAUGGGUACCAUAUGUAAUAUGGGUGCCGAAAUUGGUGCAACAACAUCAGUUUUCCCUUACAAUUCCCGAAUGUAUGAUUAUCUGGUAUCAACGAAUCGAAAGCCAAUUGCCGAAAUGGCCGAGCAAAAUCGCCAAUCAUUAUUGUCGGCUGAUGCGAAUUGUAAAUAUGAUCAAGUUAUUGAAAUCGAUCUGAAUACCCUCGAACCACACGUGAAUGGUCCAUUUACACCGGAUUUGGCUCAUCCAAUAUCGAAAUUGGGUGAAAAUGCUAAAAAGAAUGGCUAUCCAUUAGAAGUAAAAGUUGGUCUUAUUGGUAGCUGUACAAAUAGUAGCUAUGAAGAUAUGAAUCGAUCAGUCAGUCUAGCCAAACAGGCAUUAAAUCAUGGUUUGAAAAGUAAAGCAAUUUUUACUGUUACACCUGGUUCAGAACAAAUUCGUGCCACCAUUGAACGUGAUGGCCAAGCAAAAGUAUUACGUGAUUUUGGUGGUAUUGUUUUAGCUAAUGCUUGUGGUCCUUGCAUUGGUCAAUGGGAUCGUAAAGAUAUUAAAAAAGGAGAUAAAAACACCAUUGUUUCUUCAUAUAAUCGAAAUUUUACCGGCCGUAAUGAUGCUAAUCCAGCAACACAUGCAUUUGUUGCAUCACCUGAAAUGGUAACAGCUUUAUCGAUUGCCGGUCGUUUGGAUUUUAAUCCAUUAACUGAUGAAUUGACCGGUUCGGAUGGCAAAAAAUUCAAACUCCAACCGCCAAGUGGUGAUGAAUUACCGAAAAGCGGUUUUGAUCCUGGUCAGGACACUUAUCAGGAACCACCAAAAGAUGGUUCCAGUGUUGAGGUUAAAGUUGAUGCAAAAUCCGAUCGAUUACAACUGUUAUCUCCGUUCGAUAAAUGGGAUGGCAAAGAUCUGGAAGAUAUGGUUGUUUUGAUUAAAAUCAAAGGUAAAUGUACUACCGAUCAUAUUAGUAUGGCUGGUCCAUGGCUUAAAUAUCGUGGUCACUUGGAUAAUAUUUCCAAUAACAUGUUUAUCGGGGCCAUCAAUUCGGAAAAUAAUGAAGCCAACAAGGUGAGAAAUUUAGUUACCGGUGAAUGGGGUGCAGUGCCAGAUACGGCCAGAUUCUACAAAUCAAAACAAAUGAAAUGGGUUGCUGUUGGCGAAGAAAAUUAUGGCGAAGGUAGUAGUAGAGAGCAUGCUGCAUUAGAACCAAGACAUCUUGGUGGUCGGGCUAUUAUCGUUAAAAGUUUUGCACGUAUUCAUGAAACAAAUCUUAAAAAGCAAGGUUUAUUACCACUUACAUUUGCCAAUCCAGCUGACUAUGAUAAAAUUCAGCCGGAUAGUAAAAUUUCAUUGGUAGAUUUGAAAAAUCUAGCACCAGGAAAGCCUGUCAAAUGUAUUAUCAAACAAAAAGAUGGCCGCUCUGAUACAAUUCAAUUAAAUCAUACCAUGAAUCAACAACAAAUUGAAUGGUUCAAAGCUGGUAGUGCAUUGAAUCGUAUGGCUGAAUUGUUGAAAAAGUGAAAAUCCAAGUGAAAUCUAAUGGAAUAGUCAUAGAGAUAGAGAAUUUGUAGAAUUUUUUUCUGCUUGUUA
Dermatophagoides pteronyssinus (European house dust mite) is the source of this 2590-nucleotide messenger RNA. Its product is annotated as putative aconitate hydratase, mitochondrial. Gene Ontology annotation, cellular component: mitochondrion; cytosol. Gene Ontology annotation, molecular function: aconitate hydratase activity; 4 iron, 4 sulfur cluster binding. The record is from RefSeq and is a predicted model, not a curated record. Gene Ontology annotation, biological process: tricarboxylic acid cycle. Lineage: Eukaryota; Metazoa; Arthropoda; Arachnida; Sarcoptiformes; Pyroglyphidae.